Messenger RNA from Thelazia callipaeda (thelaziosis nematode), 723 nucleotides. The record is from the annotation of a GenBank genome assembly. NCBI's taxonomy places the organism in Eukaryota, Metazoa, Nematoda, Chromadorea, Rhabditida, Thelaziidae.
AUGUCACAACCAAUGUACCGAGAACUGAAUAUUGCUUCAUAUAAAGUGCAAAUUUUUAGUACCAAUCAAACAAUGUUUCCUGUGAAUAAGGUCGGACAUACUUCGAAAAAUGCUGUGAUUUUUGAUAUCUUUCAUAAUGGCCAAUCCGUUGAAGCGGUAGUUGUUGGUAGUAAAGUGACGCUUACAAUAUAUAUGAGCAUAAUAGGAUGCCAGGUUGAGCCUAUUGGAUCACUUUAUGAGUGGGAACGUGAACCAUUAGCAAUAGUUAAAGAUGGUUGUCAGGCAGAUCAUGUCGGUUUGGUGUGUCCACCACAAAGAACUGAAUAUGGUAUUCGUGUUACAGUAGAAUCAUUUCGAUAUCAGACCACUUCACAAGUUCAGUAUUCUUGUCUUGUCCGGAUCUGUCCAUUUGCGCCAUGUCCCGAUACAAAAUGUGAAGAUGUGGAAGGUUGUGAAAAGUCUGAUACAUUAUUGAAUACAUUUGGAUUACGCUCAAAGCGUCAUAUUACAAUCGAAGAUAUAAGAGCUGCACUAGCUGCAAAUCCAGAUUUGCAACGGCAGAUACAGUUAAUGAAUCGAUUUGGCACACAAAGUCAAACAACGUCAGAAACUCAACAGCAACUGAUAGCACUUGGAGGUGAUCAUGUUGUCAAAAAACAAUUGGUAGUAGUGAAUUCUGAAGAGGAAUUACGAUACUACGUUCGAACAGGCGAUAUACCUUAA